AUGCUUCUUUAUGAGCUAGGGUCACCUCCAACACGGCUGGUUCUUGGACGGUCUGCUUCCUUUACCCCAGCCACCGGUGGAGUCUCGAGCAUUCCUCCCCUCUACUGUCUUUUGACCUUUCCAUUCCUCUUUUCCUGCUGGUGUCUUCUACUGAUCUUCUCUGGCCCGGCGGGUUUCCAUGCCUUCAACGGCCAGGGAGAUGUGGAUCUUGCUAGCAUUUUCCCACCCUACAUCCUAUCCGACUCGUCGACCUCCUUCUUUUGUACUACCUGCGCCUUCCUACCCUCGCCCCCCGUGCUUCAUCUUUAA
This is a messenger RNA of Penicillium oxalicum, 309 nucleotides long. RefSeq lists its product as uncharacterized. The coding region runs from base 1 to 309 and encodes 102 amino acids. The record is from RefSeq and is a predicted model, not a curated record. The transcript has a single exon. Lineage: Eukaryota; Fungi; Ascomycota; Eurotiomycetes; Eurotiales; Aspergillaceae.